AUGUCCUACCUCCUCCGACACGGUGCCUUGCUAGAAGGUAUGCCUAUGCGUUCAGACGGGUAUGUGCGUGUCACGGACCUUUUGAAACACCCAAUGCUCAAAAGCGUUGAUUUUAUGACCUUGGAGCGGGUAGUCAAAGAGGAUGCGAAGGGGAGAUAUCAUCUUAUGCUUGACCCCACAGUGGAUAAAGUGACCACGGACUCACUGUCGGUAGAGCAUUGGUGGAUCAGCGCGACGCAGGGCCAUUCAGUAUCGACGGUACAACUUGACCUGGAGCCUAUACUGUCAGCCGCGAAUAUCCCCAUGGCUAUACAUGGUACUACAGAGAAGGCCUGGAAAACAAUAGCCGUCCAUGGUAUCUCACGCAUGACGCGCAACCACAUCCACCUCGCCCAAGGGUUCGAUACGGACGGCGUUGUCAGCGGCAUAAGGGAUUCAUCAAGAAUACUCAUCUACAUCGACAUCGCGAAAGCUCUGGAGGCGGGAAUCAAGUUUUAUCUCUCGAAGAAUGGUGUGGUACUGACUCCGGGGAAUGAGAGUGGUUAUCUUGAACCAUUGUUCUUCCAUAAAGUUGAGCGGGUGGGGAGGAAGUUCGUCCAACUGCCGUUAGAUUCGCCAGGUUCCUAG
Guyanagaster necrorhizus is the source of this 627-nucleotide messenger RNA. Its product is annotated as phosphotransferase KptA/Tpt1. Gene Ontology annotation, molecular function: tRNA 2'-phosphotransferase activity. The transcript is spliced from 5 exons. The record is from RefSeq and is a predicted model, not a curated record. Gene Ontology annotation, biological process: tRNA splicing, via endonucleolytic cleavage and ligation. NCBI's taxonomy places the organism in Eukaryota, Fungi, Basidiomycota, Agaricomycetes, Agaricales, Physalacriaceae. The coding region runs from base 1 to 627 and encodes 208 amino acids.